Molecule: messenger RNA, 1347 nt
Organism: Echinops telfairi (small Madagascar hedgehog)
Lineage: Eukaryota; Metazoa; Chordata; Mammalia; Afrosoricida; Tenrecidae
Gene: CASQ2
Product: calsequestrin 2
Exons: 10
Coding region: 238-1323 (361 amino acids)
Biological process (GO): regulation of cardiac muscle contraction by regulation of the release of sequestered calcium ion
Cellular component (GO): sarcoplasmic reticulum lumen
Molecular function (GO): calcium ion binding
Source: RefSeq, a predicted model, not a curated record
CCAGCGUCCCUCGCCUGGUUCUUUUUCUGCACACGCAUGUGUGUGUGUGAGCCGCUGGUCUCUUGGUCCCGAGCCGACAGAUGAUCACAGGCCUGGCAGGACCCAGCUAGGUGAAGAGUCCCGCAGGGCAAAAGGCAGACCAAGCUCAGCCUCACUCUGUCCCCGCAGGGCUGCGGAAGACUGCUUCGGCCGUCUUCUGGCCUCUGUCCCAGGGAAGAACACCGAAACUUGUCCCCGAUGAAGAGAACUCUCCUGUUUCUCCUGGGGGUCUACGUGCUGUCCUCCUGCAGGGCAGAGGAGGGGCUGAACUUCCCCACCUACGAUGGCAAGGACCGAGUGGUCAGCCUCACGGAGAAGAACUUCAAGCAGAUUCGGAAGAAAUAUGACCUGCUCUGCAUCUACUACCACGAGCCCGUGCCUGCAGACAAGGUGGCGCAGAAACAGUUCCAACUGAAGGAAAUUGUCCUUGAGCUCGUGGCUCAGGUCCUAGAACACAAGGCUAUAGGCUUUGUGAUGGUGGAUGCCAAGAAAGAAGCCAAGCUUGCCAAGAAACUAGGCUUUGAAGAGGAAGGAAGCCUGUAUGUUCUUAAGGGCGAUCGCACAAUUGAGUUUGAUGGCGAGUUUGCAGCUGAUGUCUUGGUGGAAUUUCUCUUGGAUCUUAUUGAAGACCCAGUGGAGAUCAUCAGUAGCAAAUUGGAAGUCCAAGCCUUUGAACGCAUUGAGGACCAGAUUAAACUUAUUGGCUUUUUCAAGAGUGAGGACUCAGAAUAUUACAAGGCUUUUGAAGAGGCAGCUGAACACUUCCAGCCUUACAUCAAAUUUUUUGCCACCUUCAACAAAGGGGUUGCAAAGAAACUGUCUUUGAAGAUGAACGAGGUUGACUUCUACGAGCCAUUUAUGGACGAGCCCAUUGUCAUUCCCGACAAACCUUACACUGAAGAGGAGCUCGUGGAGUUCGUGAAAGAGCAUCAAAGACCUACUCUGCGUCGCCUGCGCCCAGAGGACAUGUUCGAAACAUGGGAAGACGAUCUGAAAGGGAUCCACAUUGUGGCCUUUGCAGAGAAGAGCGAUCCAGAUGGCUACGAGUUCCUGGAAAUCCUGAAACAGGUUGCCCGGGACAAUACCGACAACCCAGACCUGAGCAUCGUGUGGAUUGACCCGGAUGACUUUCCUCUGCUCGUUGCCUAUUGGGAAAAGACUUUCAAGAUUGACCUGUUCAAGCCCCAGAUUGGGGUGGUGAAUGUGACAGACGUGAGUAUGCCCUGUGGGAGUUGCACUGGCCCCCUCAGCUGGCCCUGCUGCCUGCCACAUAGCUCACUGUGAGAGUGUGCAGGAGAGUCAGGUCUC